Molecule: messenger RNA, 1283 nt
Organism: Raphanus sativus (radish)
Lineage: Eukaryota; Viridiplantae; Streptophyta; Magnoliopsida; Brassicales; Brassicaceae
Exons: 1
Coding region: 104-1108 (334 amino acids)
Source: RefSeq, a predicted model, not a curated record
ACCCUAUCAGUCCUGAUUCUCUUGAAGGAAGAGUCGUGGUCACUUUACUUUACUUUACUUUCUAGACUCUUCUUUCUAACUCCGUGUCCCCACGCGCGCUCUAAUGACGACGCCAUCUCCUCUCCCUCCUCCGCCUACGGUGAAUCUCUGGGUGGUCUUAUCGGAAUCAAAACGCAUAAUCAACGCCCACUCACGCCACUUCCUCGCUCUCUCCGUCCUCUUCCUCCUCCCCCUCUGCUUCUCCGUCACCGUCUUCCCCUCCGUCUCCCGCCUCAUCCUCGACCAAUCCUCCUCCCCUCACCACAACAGCGUCUCCCUCCUCCGCAACACACUCCACCACCACCACGACGCCACCAAGACCCCCCUCCUCCUCCUCAUCGCUUACAUCGCCGUCGUCGCCGUCCUCAACCUCCUAGCCAUCGGCUCAAUCUCCUACAGCGUCCACCAGGGAUUCUACGGACGGCCGGUGAAACUCGUCUCCGCCGUCAGAUCCAGCUUCUCCUCCUUCCUCCCUCUCCUCGCCACUCUAAUCACCUCCAACCUCAUCGUACUCUCAAUUUUCUCGAUCCUAGGGUUUACAGCUCUCUUACUAACCCGCGUCGUAACCGUAAUCUCGCUCGAUCACGCUUCGCCAGCUGUCAUAUUCAUCUCACUCGCGGUCGUAGUCAAACUCUACGUGUACUGGAUCCUCUCCUGGGCCGUGGUAGUCGUGGAGUCUUCUUGGGGGCUAACGUCGCUGAAGAGAAGCAGAACCUUAAUCAAAGGGAUGGAGAGCGUUUCUCUCUCUAUGAUCCUCCUCUUCGCUGUGGCUCAGGCGAGUUUCGUCUGGGUCAGCGCCGUGGCCACUUACGAUGAUGGGAAGCUGUGGACGAGUGCUUUCUUCGUGGUGGUCCAGAUCGUGGUGACGUCUGCGGUUCUAACGGUUCUGAUGCUGUAUUACGUGGCGGCGACCACCGUGAUGUAUAUGUACUGUAAAGCGGUUCGCGGGGAGCUUGCUUGGGAGAUUGCUGAGGAGUUUGCGAGAGAGUAUGUGAGUUUGCCGUUUGAUGAUGGUAAAGUUCCUCACUUGGUCUCUGUGGCUUACGACAACAACAACAAUCACGUCUGAUGGAUGAUGAAGUGUGAAGGUGUCAGUGUUUGAAGUUUUUGUAAUAAAGCUAGUUUGUGUAUUGGAUCUUGUUUAGUGUUUGACUGAAUCGGACAGGGUUUGUGUUUGUUCUUGGGAAUUUUUAGCUUUAGUAAUGUCUAUGAUGGAACUAUGAAUGAUAUAAGUUUUAUGGCUA